Anguilla anguilla (European eel) is the source of this 4207-nucleotide messenger RNA. RefSeq names its product DENN domain containing 2B (gene dennd2b). Bases 175 to 3600 code for a protein of 1141 amino acids. Lineage: Eukaryota; Metazoa; Chordata; Actinopteri; Anguilliformes; Anguillidae. The transcript is spliced from 20 exons. The record is from RefSeq and is a predicted model, not a curated record. Gene Ontology annotation, biological process: positive regulation of ERK1 and ERK2 cascade.
AAGUUUGCUGGGAAGGUCACGUCUGGGAGUUGAGGGAAGAGCAGCAGGUAUCACGGGCAAACGCGGGGGUUUUCUACACUGCGGCUCAUAGAAUUGAUGUUUAUCUGGGAAAUACAAAAAUGAGAAUGGCGUGGAGAGAGAAGCCGUGCUGCUUUAAGGCGUGCUGGACGACUGAUGGUAGAGGGGAGAAUGACAGCCAACAAGAGCUCCAAGGCUGCCCCCCGAGCCACAACGAGUAAGACGCCUCAGGACAUUCCGGAAAGGUGUCAGUCGGCGUCUCCGCCCCCCGUUCUCUCCGCGGGGAAGGCUCUCCCUCGGCCCCACCCUCUGAGCGACAGUGAGGAGUGCUGCCAGCGCGGCGGGGGCGGCGGCGGGUACGGGUACGUCAGGGUGAGCGAGGCCCGGCUGCGGAGCCUGAGGAACCCGAGCGGAAAGAGCGCCACCCUGUGCAGCGACUACUUCUCCCAGAGCCGCCUGCUGAAGGCCCGGAGCAUCAGCUGCCUGGACAACCGGCUCUCCGUCUACAAGCCGGCCCGGGACGGGGACGAGGACGGGGACGGGCAGGGGGCGGAGCAAGGGCAGGGGCAGGACCAGGCAAAGGACCCGGGGCAAAAAGAGAACCAGCUGGAGGGCAGUCCCGUCGGGGAUGGACUGAGCGGAGGCGGCGGUCAGCAGGGCUGGACCUGCCCAGGCCUCGCCCCCAACCACGCCCUCCACCAGCGCAGCCUCUCCCUCACCCGCCCCGUCUCCGGCUCCCAGGCCGUGGCCAUCCGCAAGCGCAUCUCCGAAUGGGAGUGCCGGCGGGGGGCCCCGCCUAGGAUGAGCCUGUGUUUGGACAAGCGGGGGUCCCUGGGCGGCCUGGAGGGCCAGGGGCCCCUGUCCCCGACCUGCAACGAGACGGCGUUCAACCUGAAGGCCACGCGCAGGGCGAGCAUCGCCUUCUCCGAGUGCUCGUACCCGGAAACGGAGGAGGAGGGGGAGGGGGUGGCCUCGGACCGGGACAGGAGGCCCAGCAAAACGGACCUGGUCCUGCGCUCCUUCUCCUCCCGCAGGGAACCGUCCGCCGUCCUAAACCGGAUACAGAAGAUCGAGCAGACUCUGAAGGAAAGCCCCUCCCACACCCCGCCCCUGUAUCCCAGCAGUUGCUAUGCGCCGGACAGGCUGCGACAGCGGGCCUUCACCAUCUCCGGGCAUGGGGGCGCCAGCGGCACACACGCUGGCAAACGGGCCAGCGUCGGUUCGUUCCCUGUUGGGAGGGAUGCUUCCGCUGCCCUGGGACAGGACAGCACCCCAAAACGGGAGCAGAGGGCAGGCCCUGGCAGCCCUGACCUCAGUUCCCCAGAAUCGGCACGGGCUAUGCCCGUCAACCCCCUGCCCAAACCCAAGCGCACCUUUGAAUACGAGUGCAACAGGAGCAACGGCCUGGCCUCCCCCAGUGGCUCCCUCGAGUCGCCUCCCCCUCUGCCCUCCACCCCAGCUCCCUCCCUCAUGCGAAACCAGGGCAAGGAAGGGAGCGCACACAGGGAAUCAUGUGAGUCAGAGGAUGCCACCAGCCUGCCUUCCUCCCACCCCUCCUCACCCACAGAGAAUGGCAUGGUCUCCACGGCAACCCGCACCCGCCCCAGUUCUAAGGGCACUUUAGAGGAGAACGCCUAUGAGGAUAUUGUAGAGGCUCUGAAGGAGAACCCGUAUGAGGACGUGGAUCUGAAGGGCCGUAUUCUGCUGAGGAAGUCCCGGCUGUUAUCCGAGAGCUCGCGGAACUCACUCAACAGGAUGUGGACCCCCCAGGACAGGAAGUCCAGUACACCUCCCCAGCUGCCCUCCAAACCCGGCAGCCAAUCUCUGCGCCUCCCGGGCCCCUCGGACAGGAAGUGCCACCGGGCCUCUCGCCUGAGCAAGCGGCACGGCCCUGAUGACGUGUUGCUCCUCCCCCCGCUCGGCGUCCCCUCCUCCCCCUGCGGCCUGCUGAACGACGGGCUGAGCGGGGGCGGCGACACCCUGGGGCCCCGCUGCCGCCGCAGGGUCCCAAAGUUGGUGCAGAGAAUAAACUCCAUCUACUGUUCUAAGAGAGGGAAGAAGAGACUGAAGAAGCUCUCCUUCUCCAACAUAGAGCCAUCCUCUCUGAGGGAAGACAACAGCGAGAGUGAGAGUGACUCAGAUGACAGGUUCAAAGCUCACACACAGCGCCUCCUGAAGCUGCAGUCCCUGCUGCGUCGCGCCCCCAGCUACCGCACGCUGGAGCUGCAGCUCAUCGAGUGGCAGGAGCGGGAGCUCUUCGAGUAUUUCGUGGUGGUUUCCCUGAAGAAGAAGCCCACCAAGAACUCCUACACCCCAGAAGUGUCCUACCAGUUCCCCAAGCUGGAGAGGCCCACUAAGCAGGUCAGAGAAGCUGAGCAGCGGCUCAAGGCCAUCCCUCAGUUCUGCUUUCCGGACGCCAAGGACUGGAGCCCCGUGUCCGAGUACAACAGUGAGACCUUCUCCUUCAUGUUGACUGGGGAGGAUGGCAGCCGACGAUUUGGAUAUUGCAGGAGGCUGCUGCCAUGCGGGAAAGUUCCCCGCUUACCCGAGGUCUACUGCAUCAUCAGCCGCCUCGGCUGUUUCGACUUGUUCUCCAAGAUCCUGGAUGAGGUGGAGAGGCGCAGGGGCAUUUCGGCUGCCCUGGUGUACCCCUUCAUGAGGAGCCUGAUGGAGUCACCCUUCCCUGCCCCAGGGAAGACCAUCAGAGUCAAAACAUUCCUGCCUGGAGCAGGGAAUGAGGUGAUGGAGUUGCGACGGCCCUCGGAUUCUCGCCUGGAGCACGUGGACCUGGAGAGCCUCUUCAGCUGCCUGAGCGUGCGGCAGGUGGUGCGGAUCUUCGCCUCUCUGCUGCUGGAGCGCAGGGUCAUCUUUGUGGCUGACAAGCUCAGUACCCUGUCCAGCUGCGUGCAUGCCAUGGUGGCGCUGCUCUACCCCUUCUCCUGGCAGCACACCUUCAUCCCCGUGCUGCCCGCCUCCAUGGUGGACAUCGUCUGCUGCCCCACUCCCUUCCUGGUGGGCCUGCUCUCCAGCUCCCUGCCCAAACUCCAGGGGCUCCCUGUGGAGGAGGCUUUAAUGGUGGACUUGGGAACAGAUCGCUUCAUCAGACAGAUGGAUGAUGAAGCCACACUGUUACCAAGGAAACUUCAAGCUGCUCUGGAGCAGGCUCUGGAACAUAGAAAUGACAUCAUCAACCCAGAUACAGACAGUGAAUCUGAUGAAGAGUCUAACUCCUUGAGCAACCUGGUGUCGGAGGCCUUCAUCCGAUUCUUCCUGGAAGCCAUCGGCCACUACUCGCUCUUCAUGACGCAGAACGAGCGCGGGGAGCGGGUCUUCCAGCGCGAGGCCUUCCGCAAGUCCGUGGCGUCCAAAAGCGUGCGCCGCUUCCUGGGCGUCUUCAUGGAGUCGCAGAUGUUCGCCGGCUUCAUACAGGACCGGGAGCUGCGCAAGUGCCGGGCGAAAGGUCUGUUUGAGCAGAGAGUGGAGCAGUACCUGGAGGAGCUACCGGACACAGAGCAGAGUGGAGUCAACAAGUUCCUCAAAGGCCUUGGAAGUAAAAUGAGGUUUCUCCACAAAAAGAACUAAAGAAAACACCCUGUUGCACCAGUCUGUGAAACAUCAGGUUACGGAAUCAUUUUUGUACAAACCCGAAGUGUGCACAUUGGAAUAUCUGAUGUGCCACACACGUCGUCUACAGAACAUUUAUUGUAAAUUGGAAGCUAAAACUUCAGUGGAUUCACAUUUUGUACAUAUUUUACUGAAAGCUUUCUGUGAUUCUUCUGAAAUUACCAAUUUCUGUUACACCUCUGAUAACUUGUGUCUAUGAAUGUCUUGUUUAUUGUGAAAGAGCAGAUUACUUGCUAAUGGAUGGUACCGAACGUGCAUUCAAAUGGUUUGAGGACCCACUGAUUUAACUGCAAAAAACUUGUGUAUUUUAUUGGAGGUAUGGUGAAAACUGAAUGAAUGUAGCGACUGGUAGUUUAUAUGCUAGCGUGAUUGUCAGUUUUAUAUCUAAAACUAGCUUGCCUUGCCUAUGAACUGAGGUACUUCAUCAGAAAUGCUUUUUGCUGCUUAUUUUUGUAAAUGUACAAAGAAAACAUUCACAUUUCCAUCUCUUUAACAGCUGUGAUUGUUCAUGGUUGCACCACUGAAAAAAAUUAUUCAAAAUAUAAACGCUCAUAGCUGAACUGAA